This is a messenger RNA of Calliphora vicina (urban bluebottle blowfly), 1197 nucleotides long. Its product is annotated as serine protease snake-like. The transcript is spliced from 5 exons. The record is from RefSeq and is a predicted model, not a curated record. Lineage: Eukaryota; Metazoa; Arthropoda; Insecta; Diptera; Calliphoridae. Gene Ontology annotation, molecular function: serine-type endopeptidase activity. Bases 75 to 1097 code for a protein of 340 amino acids. Gene Ontology annotation, biological process: proteolysis.
GCGAUAAGAACUAAACAGAGACAAUCCGGUGAUUUUUAUUAAAAACAACAAAAAAAAUAAUAAUUCAAUUUAAUAUGAAAUACGCACUACGAAUAUUAAUCAUCUUUUACUUGUGGCUUAACACUGUUGAGUCCAAAUUUGUAUAUCCCAAAGUCGAUGAUUUUCCAACGGACUGUAAGGUGCCUGAUGGCUCCAAUGGAACCUGCCGUAAUUUACAAUACUGUCCGGCCGCCAUAACAGCAAAACAGGUAAAAUUAUGCUAUUUUGAUGGUGGCGACGAGUAUGUGUGCUGCAAAGAAAAUAUUUGGGAUGAUGUUACAAUGAGACCUUUUACUAUGAAUUGUGGCGCCCAAUAUCCACAUUUUGAAAUUAUAAAAGGUAUUCAGACUGAAUAUAAAGAAUUUGCAUACAUGGUGGCAUUGGGUUGGAAGUCUUUAACUCAUCCUGAUGUUUAUGAUUAUAAAUGUGGCGGUGUUUUAAUCUCGAAUAGAUAUGUUUUAACAGCAGCUCACUGUGCUUUGCUAAACGGAUUACCACCGGCAGUGGCUUUAAUUGGUGGUACUAAUCUUACUGAUCCAGAAAAUACACCUAUACCAGUCUUAAAUGUGAAAAUACAUCCAGGCUAUAAAGCAAAUAGGUCAUAUCAUGAUAUUGCUUUAAUAAAUUUAGGUCGUGAUUCGUACGAGACUCCAAUCUGCAUUUGGGGUUCUUACUCUUUGGAUGAAGUCAAUGUGACUGCAAUUGGUUAUGGACAUACACAAUUUGCUGGAGCUGGUUCGGAAAGUUUACUUAAAGCAUAUUUACUUAUUGUGCCGAACAAAGAAUGUUCUAAAUAUUAUACAGCAGAAUCGUCUUUACAACAUGGAGUAGUAGAAACGCAAAUUUGUGCUAAAGAUCCCGAAAGUAUAAGAGACACUUGCCAGGGUGACUCUGGAGGUCCUAUAAUACUGCACUCUACAGACAAGUAUGGUGUUUCCAGACCUUUUGUAGUUGGUAUAACAUCAUUUGGAAGAGCCUGUGCUUUAGAACCACCUGGAGUAUACACCAGAGUAUCAGAAUAUGUUGAUUGGAUAGAAGAAAUAUCAUUUAAAACAUAAGUGCUAUUGCAGAUAAUUUAGUUGUUAAAUAAUUUUUGUACUUUAUUAUUUUAAAAAAGAAUAUAGAACUAUAAUUUAAAAUAUGGUUUAAUCAGUCAAA